GCGUGUUCCGCUCCGGUUCCUCGCUUCAUCAUAAACGGACACUUCACCGUGAAAACGGGACGUUAACGUCUUCCGGUGGCUCGUCCUGUCCCCGGUUUGCAGCCGUUACUGUUGUUUCUAACAGUCCCCGGGAGAAGCUGACUUUCUAGCGGACCGGUAAACUCCGCUGACAGCGUCCAUGCUGAUCCCCACACAGGGCCAGGUCUGGGAUGAGCCUGGGGGAGUGUAGUGUCAGCAGGAGGCUGCUGUCUGCUGCCAUGAAGCCGCCCUGCUCUGUCUACUGCUGCCUGUGGUUCCUCCUGCUGCUGGGAGCUGGAUCUCUGCUGCUGCUGGUCCACCUGCAGGACCUGACCGACACCGUCCAACAGCAGACCCCAGGUGUGAACGUGCUGGUGGCUCCCAGGUGGCCUGUAGAGAAGGACAUGGAGAGCGACGGAGUCUCAGCUGCAGAGCAGAGUGACGGAGGUGACGGAGGUGACGGAGGUGACGGAGGUGACGGCGUGAGGUCAGAGGUCUUUGACCUCAGACCGCAGCAGGCGUCUGCCUCUGCCUCCGAGUUCGACGACUCUGCGGUUGUGUCCAAACAGCCGGUCACCAAACGUCACAGGAAGCUGCUUCUGAAGAGCAGCCUCGCCGCCUCCAGCGCCUCCGCGUGUGGGGAGGAGGAGCAGCAGCUGAAGCUGGCCAGGACACAGGAAUCCCGCCGCCGCCUGCUGAGCGAAGUCUGUACCAAAUACCACCCGGGCGUCACAGAACAGCCGGUCUCUCAGCGUCAGGUGUCGCGGGUUUACGUGGAGGACCGGUCCCGGCUGCUGUACUGCGAGGUGCCCAAAGCCGGCUGCUCCAACUGGAAACGGGUCCUGAUGGUACUGGGCGGCAGCGCCUCCUCCACCAGAGACAUACCUCACGACGCGGCACAUUACGCCAACCACCUGCGGCGGCUGGAGAGCUACGACCGCGCUGGCAUCACAGAGAGACUCCGCUCCUACACCAAGGUGCUGUUCGUCAGGGAGCCCUUCGAGCGCCUGGUGUCAGCCUUUCGGGACAAGUUUGAGAGUCCGAACUCGUACUACCACCCCGUGUUCGGACGCCCCAUCAUCUCCAGAUACCGCACCAAUGCUACGCGCACCGCACUGCGCACUGGCGCCGGCGUCACCUUCAGGGAGUUCGUCCAGUACCUGUUGGAUGUGCAUCGGCCGGUGGGGAUGGACAUCCACUGGGAGCCGGUCAGUCAGCUGUGUAACCCCUGCCUCCUCAGCUACAACUUCAUCGGGAAGUUCGAGAGUCUGGAGGAAGAAGCCAACUUCCUGCUGCAGAGCGUGGGCGCGCCCAGGAACCUCACCUUCCCCGCUUUCAAAGACAGGAACCCCCUGGCUGAGAGGACUUCCUCCAUAAUCACCCAGAAAUACUUCUCACAGCUCAACGCCACGGAGCGGCAGAAGGCCUUCGACUUCUACUACAUGGACUACCUGAUGUUCAACUACCCCAAACCCUUCAAAGACCUGCACUGAGCAUCAGGCACGAACCAUAAUGCACUGCAGCGCUGCCAUGUUGAACACAGCGGACAGUCAGAGCUGAGCUCUGGGUGAUGACAGGAACAUGGCUGCAGGAUGUUUUAAUGCUGCAGUCACUGAGACUGAGACUGAUGUUUCUGGGUCCAGAUGUUUUCCCCGAUCAAGGUGUUUUCUUCUGGGUUUUAAAUCUUUCUGUCGUGAUGCAGUUUCAUGUUUCAUCAGACCGCUUUGUUUGUCAAACCAUUUCAAACAGGAAGUGACAGUUUUUAUAGAAAUCAAUGUCCAGAUUAACGCCUGAACACCAGCUGUGUCCACAUGACGUCCACGUGACGUCCACAUGACGUCCACUCAGGUUGUUUAUUUAUGUGUUUGUUUUAUCAGAUUUUUUACGGUGACAUCUUGAGAUGUUUUGUUUUGUCCGACCAACAGUUCAGUCAGUUCACUGUCACAUGAGUCAGAAGAAGCACAAAAGACACUUUGGAUAAGUUGUGAAUUAUUCUUCGACAGAACUGCACAUAAACCUAUCAGACAAGCUAACGUUUUACAAAAGCUAACGCUGAUAGUGAAAGUAAUCUUAACAGAGAAGCUAAGGUUCACAGAAGCUAAUGUUCACAGAGAAGCUAACUUUUGCAGAAAAGCUAACUUUUGCAGAGAAGCUAACUUUUGCAGAGAAGCUAAUGUUUUACAGAAGCUAACAUUCACCUAGAAGCUAACUUUUGCAGAGAAGCUAACAUUCACAGAGAAGCUAAUUUUUGCAGAGAAGCUAACGUUCACUGGGAAGCUAAUGUUUUACAGAAGCUAAUGUUCACCUAGAAGCUAACUUUUGCAGAGAAGCUAACAUUCACAGAGAAGCUAAUGUUCACUGAGAAGCUAAUGUUUUACAGAAGCUAACGUUCACUGGGAAGCUAACAUGCUCAUCUUCCAUGUUUACACUCACAUCACAAACUAACAGUGUCCAGACACAAACACAAGACUCAGACUUCUCCUUUGUUCAUCUUCAGAUGAGCUUCAGGAAGAGACUCAGCUGGGACUGAACUGUCGUCUCCUGAUGAGACAUGUGGACAGGUGACACAGCUGGUGGACAGGUGAGGAUCUCUGUCAGCGGGACAGUAGUGAAGCUGUGGUCAUGUUGUUGUCAUGUUGUCGAUGGACAGAACACUGAAGGUUUGGUUUGCUGACUCUUCGUCUUCGCUCUGACUCUCUUUGCCAAACUGACGCGACCUCACCUCUGAGCCUUAACACUGCCAUCUCACCU
Molecule: messenger RNA, 2769 nt
Organism: Seriola dumerili (greater amberjack)
Lineage: Eukaryota; Metazoa; Chordata; Actinopteri; Carangiformes; Carangidae
Product: carbohydrate sulfotransferase 8-like
Exons: 4
Coding region: 210-1511 (433 amino acids)
Biological process (GO): proteoglycan biosynthetic process; carbohydrate biosynthetic process
Cellular component (GO): membrane
Molecular function (GO): sulfotransferase activity
Source: RefSeq, a predicted model, not a curated record